AUGCUCCAACGGUGCAACUCCUCCCGGCUGGACCGCUUGGGUGUGGUGGUGGGUUGGCGCAAAGGAGAUGCGGCUUCGCUGAUGGCCAAAUCGGCAGGCGGGCAGGCAAUUGCGUUGCUGGCGGUAGCGCUGAGCAGCCUCUGCAACAAUGGAGAUGUUCUCCUCGGGCUAUCGCAAAAGCUCCUUCCUGCGUCGCUUACACUGGCUAGUGGGUAUCAGCUUGGUGAAGUUGCCAAGCGGCUAUCGACCAAAUUAGCACCCCUGGGUUUUGGCAAUGUGCUUGCCCAGCAAGUGUCUCGCAUCUAUGACGCCUACAAGCACCUCCAAAAGCCGAUGCCUGCUGAUAUUAUUGCAGUAAUGACUACAGAGUCGGUAGUCGACCUCUUAUAUGCAAUAUCGCGUGCCCUGCUUGAAGAGGACCGCGUGGUCCGAAUCUCAGGAACUCGCUCUAUGGGAUAUAUAGCUGCGCUUGUUAUGUUUAUGUUCCCUCAAGACUGUCAGGUGACAGUCGACGACAACAUUAUAUUUUCCGGGCCCAAGAAGACAAUCCUGGUCGAACUCGGAAAUGGCGAAGAGGAGCACCCAACGGAGAUCAGGAAUGAAACUAUUUGGCGCAUUUCCCAAGCGACUCCCUCACCUAUCAUUAUCAAGCCUCGAGAACCCAGGGUCGCUGACGAAGCCGGUUUCUUUACAUGGGAAGGAUACGUGGCGGAUCGAUUGCAGUUGGAUUUCUUUGACCAGGGAGUCAAAUGCACCGAGGAGCUUUUCAUAGCUAUCGCCGGCUUGUUGCUUCUUCUUCCAGCGCAAAUGCAAGGGGCCAUUGCACGCCAGGGUGGUCGGCCAUUUCCACGCAAAGGGCUCAUUGCCCUGUUAGGUAACCACCCAAAGUACAGGAUGUCUAAGGCCUGCCAGAAAAUUUUGCGAAUUCCACCUAUUGAGCCUCCUAGUGAUUUUGAAGAGGCAUUGAAGGCGCUGGUGGGCGUCUUUCAGUCAGUUAGUGAGCCCCAUGUCUCAUGUACCUGCUCUAGUACAACGAGCAAGUGCAACCCGUCUCUGGGAUGGGAGUCUUCUUCGGUCCUCACGAGAAAAUGUGAGUUUUCCAAUCUAUGGCUGAGUGUUGGGAGGGCGUUGGACACUGGCUUGUUGGCUUUUUUCGUUGAGGCAGGGACGAACGCGGUCACUUCGGACACGUUCGGCAGGGCUGCUUACAGCCUCGGAAUGGCCACAAGAUUCGUGACGAAGAAGCUCAAGCGGGAGACUUUCUUCACUACUUUCCGGGAAAUUCAUCAGGAUGUUCUCAGGUUGGCAGGACGGUACCUUGGGAGGAGUGAGGAACUGGCUUGCUCCGAGUCCAGUACGGUUUAUUCUAGUGUACUUGAAACCAUGUCGCUGGAUCGCGACCGCGGAGCGACAUAUUAUCUUGUUGAUGGACAGCUCCUAUUUAAUGGCCACUACCACUCCAAAUUGUGUGCUUUUUCGGCCCCGGACAGACCCCGGGCGAAUGAAUCCAUUUACGCGCACAAUGGCGUGGUCAAACCUUCCCGUGCGGGCGAACAUAUGGAUCUACUGUUCACCGUGCACGAGCGAUCAUCACACUUGGAACUGACAUGCACUGCUCGUUUUUCUGGAAGCACAGUGCGCCUCCAGCUCUCCCGGCUAAUUCUUGCGUCUUACGACCUCGAAGAAAGCGAGCCCUGUGCCCAUUCCCCGACUAGACAAUUGAGCUUGGAUAAGGCCAAGAAUAUAAUGACAACCUCUGUUGCGGCCCCAAGAGCACAAAAGGACAAGAUUGCCAUUGUUCAAACUGCGCGGAAUGAAACAGCACAGCUACUCAGCUGUGAGCUAGGUGUACAGACAAUCUUACAGAAACAAUCAUGCCUUGACUGUGCGUACGAUCAAGCGAUUGGAAAAUAUGAAAUGAUUAUUGUUGCUUGA
Molecule: messenger RNA, 1935 nt
Organism: Aspergillus melleus
Lineage: Eukaryota; Fungi; Ascomycota; Eurotiomycetes; Eurotiales; Aspergillaceae
Exons: 1
Coding region: 1-1935 (644 amino acids)
Source: RefSeq, a predicted model, not a curated record